CCGGUGAAAACGGAAAGAAAAUUUCGAUUCAUCGUCGCCGUACAUCACACGCUACAUUCCUUUCUUUUUGCAUACGUUGCCAAAACCCUAACUCAUUUCUCCACUACAGUCUUCAUUUUUGUGAUUAAAACUAGUGUCAUCAAAGCAGUAGCAUAGAGAGAGAGAGAGAGAGACAGACAGAGAGUUCCAAGUCAUGGCUAAAAGCUCCUUCAAGCUCGAACAUCCCCUCGAAAGGAGGCAGGCAGAAUCUGCUCGAAUCAGGGAGAAGUAUCCUGAUAGAAUACCGGUUAUUGUGGAGAAGGCUGAACGAAGUGAGAUACCCAACAUUGACAAGAAGAAAUAUCUGGUUCCUGCUGAUCUGACUGUUGGGCAGUUUGUAUAUGUGGUCCGAAAACGAAUUAAGCUUAGUGCUGAGAAGGCCAUAUUUAUCUUUGUCAAGAAUAUCUUGCCACCAACUGCUGCCAUGAUGUCUGCCAUUUACGAGGAAAACAAAGAUGAGGAUGGGUUUCUUUACAUGACUUACAGUGGGGAGAACACUUUUGGAACAUUCUGAGUGUUGUCUAGCUGAAUUAUAUGUGAAUUAUUUUUUAAGAAGCAGAUCGAGAUUAUGUAUAAUUGGUGCAUUCCAACUUGAGGAUUUCUCUUAAAAAACUCGCUCGGACUCUAUGGAUCAUUGUAUAUACUGUGUGGUAAAUGUUAUAUAGUUAACCCUUGGAAUA
This is a messenger RNA of Carya illinoinensis, 719 nucleotides long. Its product is annotated as autophagy-related protein 8C-like. The record is from RefSeq and is a predicted model, not a curated record. The transcript is spliced from 5 exons. Lineage: Eukaryota; Viridiplantae; Streptophyta; Magnoliopsida; Fagales; Juglandaceae. Gene Ontology annotation, biological process: cellular response to nitrogen starvation. Bases 194 to 553 code for a protein of 119 amino acids.